AUGGAGAAGAAAAUUCUAGAAAAACUUCUUUUAAAGAAGUCACAACAGAAGAAAAAAAUAUCACCAAUUAAUUACAAAAAAAAGAUUGUUCUGACAAAAGCAACCCUUAUGGUGAAUCUUGAGGAAUCAACACCUCCUGAGAGACAAUACCCUUUUCAGAGUCCACACAAGGGUGGAUUUCUCCAUGUUUAUGGCCUGGAUGAGGAAAUCUGGGAGCAGUAGCUUGCAGGUUUGCAUAAAGAAAUUAAAGACAAUUCUGAUUUACUAAACAAGUACCAGGAAAGAUUUUUCAUCAAAGGGAAAUUUCUUUGUUGCAACCAGACCUGUAAAGCAGCCCCUAGAUGUACAAUCUGGGAGAAAUGUAAUAUGUGUUGUACAACUGGGUCUGUGAAACCACUGCCUCCAGUCCCUACAACACUGAGGAAGCAUAGAAGCUUGCCUCAGGUACUAUCACCAGGCAUCCUGAAUAUGGCUGUGGCCCAAUGUGACAACGAAUCCAAAGGAAAUUCAGCUAUCCAGCUUGUCAGAAGCAAUAAAUACUAUGUAUUGCAAGAGGAAGAUUCUGACUGGUGGAAAGUAAGGGAUUUGGAAGGUGUCAGUGAACAGAUAUUGGCAGAAGAGCAGAGUAUUGCUGAGCAUGAUUGGUAUGCUAGGAGUAUCUCCUGCACCCAGUCUGAGCAGCUCCUUCAUCAGAAGGGGAAAGAAGGUGCAUUUAUGGUUUGGAAAUCUACUCAAGGAGGAAAAUAUACUGUGUCUGUAUUCAGCAAGGUUUCUGAAAGCAAAAAAGGAACAGUCAGACAUUACCAUGUGCACAAAACACCUGUGAGCCAGUAUUACCUUGCUGAAAAUUACUGUUUUGAGUCAAUUUCCAAGCUUAUACACUACCAUCAGCACAACUCAGUUUGUAUGGUGACAAGGCUCCAGUAUACAGUUUCUACUCAAGUAAAUAAAGUACCUUGCAGAGCUUCACUAGGAAAUGGAAUCUGGGAAAUGAAAUGAGAAGAAACUGUUUGAAAUGGUCCAUUUGGAAUGGUGUAUCUGGGAAAGUGGAAGGGUCAAUAUGAUGUGGCCAUAAAGCUGACUAAAGAAGCUUAAAAAGGAGCAAUGUCAGAAGAUGAAUUCAUAGAAGAAGCUCAGACCAUGAUAAAACUUAAUCAUCCAAAACUUGUUAGACUGUAUGGUGUUUGCUCAGAAUCAUGUCCCACCUAUCUAGUGACACAAUACAUGCCUGAUGGCUGUUUGUUUAGCAACUUAAGGUGUCAUGGGAAGGAAUUAAAACCCCUUCAGCUUCUGGAAACAUGUUACAAUGUUUGUGAUGCUAUGGCACUAUUGAAGAGAUAUCAGUUCAUACAGAGAGAUUUGGCUGCUAGGAACUGUUUGGUUGGCAGCAAUCUUACCGUGAAAGUAUCUAACUUUGGGAUGACUAGAUUUUUCCUCAUGUUAGCACUACCCAUUGAUGCAGAGAAAGGAAGGGGAGUUGAGGGGGCAGCAGUGGAUGUUGUCUACCUGGACUUCAGCAAGGCUUUCGACAGCAUCUCCCACGGCUUCCUCAUAGGGAAGCUUAGGAAGUUUUUUUGCUUCAUUUAGCUACCAGAAAAGCAUCCUACUUUUCAUCAGCCCUUAUCAUUUUUGAGGCAGAGAGGGAAGACAAUCCUGAAAAAAGAAGAAUCAGAAACAGCUCUCUGUGCAUUCUGCUUCCAUAUCACCUGUCUUCUGUAUGAGAGCUAA
Messenger RNA from Calypte anna (Anna's hummingbird), 1728 nucleotides. RefSeq names its product BMX non-receptor tyrosine kinase (gene BMX). Lineage: Eukaryota; Metazoa; Chordata; Aves; Apodiformes; Trochilidae. Gene Ontology annotation, molecular function: non-membrane spanning protein tyrosine kinase activity; ATP binding; protein binding. The record is from RefSeq and is a predicted model, not a curated record. Gene Ontology annotation, biological process: intracellular signal transduction; B cell receptor signaling pathway; adaptive immune response.